AUGUCAGCUAGUAUAAUUGUUCAAGCUACACCAGUAAAAGCGAAUCUCGAGGGACUCCUCGAUGAAAUACAACAAAUGGAUCUAACUCCGUUAGACCAAAAAGCGACAGUAGAAGUAUUGUGCCAGCAAUACGAAGCAAGGGCAAGGAUCAUCAAAGAAAAGUUGAUGCGCCUCGAAAAAUACGUUGGCACUCUUGAGAAGAUCAACGACAAAUGGUUGGAACACAUUCAACUAGCCCCAAUGUCGCAAAAGAAAAAAGAAGAAGAAAAAUACGAACAAAUGGCAAACGACGAUAGAGAGUUAGCCCUUAAACGUCUAGCACAAAUUAAAGAACCUAGCUUAACUGAAUGUCGUCCAGUAGUAAAUUUAACACAAUUGUCGUCACCAACGUUUAGUGGAGACCCUAAAACAUGGAGAGAAUUCUGGAGUAGUUUCGAAGCCUCCGUACACUCUCAAAACAUACCAGAUAUCUAA
Brugia malayi is the source of this 474-nucleotide messenger RNA. RefSeq lists its product as uncharacterized. The coding region runs from base 1 to 474 and encodes 157 amino acids. The transcript has 2 exons. The record is from RefSeq and is a predicted model, not a curated record. NCBI's taxonomy places the organism in Eukaryota, Metazoa, Nematoda, Chromadorea, Rhabditida, Onchocercidae.